This is a messenger RNA of Menidia menidia (Atlantic silverside), 843 nucleotides long. The record is from the annotation of a GenBank genome assembly. NCBI's taxonomy places the organism in Eukaryota, Metazoa, Chordata, Actinopteri, Atheriniformes, Atherinopsidae.
CUGAAGCCGUCUCCGGGUAAGAGUCCCGGGACCCGGCCCGAGGAUGAGGCGGAGGGCAAGCACCCCCAGAGGGAGAAGUGGGCCAGCAAGCUGGACUUUGUUCUGUCGGUGGCCGGAGGCUUCGUUGAGGACUGGCUGCGUGACAUAAGGCUGAGUCACACCAGGCUCUCCUCCAAUCCCGCGGCCCCGAUCGCGCCCCGGCAGCCGUUGCCAGGCAACCGGGCCUGCGCCGGUAUCGGUUAUGCCUCCAUCGUGAUCGUGUCCCUGCUGAAUAUCUACUACAUCGUCAUCCUGGCCUGGGGCCUCUACUACCUGUUCCAGUGCUUUCAACCAGAGCUCCCCUGGGCCAAGUGCAACCAGCCCUGGAACACCGAUCGCUGCAUCGAGGACACCUACCGCAAGAACAAAAGCUUCUGGGUGGCUGCCAACGCCUCCAACUUCACCUCCCCCGUCACCGAGUUCUGGGAACAUAAUGUGUUGGGCAUCACCAACGGGAUCGAGGACAUCGGCCCUGUGAAGUGGGACCUGGCCCUGUGCCUGCUCCUGGUCUGGGUCAUCUGCUUCUUUUGCAUCUGGAAGGGCGUCAAAUCCACCGGAAAGGUGGUCUACAUCACGGCCACGUUCCCGUUCGUCAUGCUCAUCGUGCUGCUGAUCCGCGGCGUGACGCUGCCCGGUGCUUCUAAGGGCAUCGUGUUCUACCUUUACCCGGACCUGGAGCGCCUGAAGGACCCAGAGGUCUGGAUUGACGCCGGGACUCAGAUCUUCUUCUCCUACGCCAUCUGUCUGGGCGCCAUGACCUCCUUGGGGAGCUACAACAAGUACAAAUACAACUGCUACAGGUGA